AUGGAGUGUUUAGAAUGGGAGGAUAAUUUUGUUGUCGAUGAAGAAUGGCUGGCGAGGAAAAUCAAUGAUGUUGUGGUUGAUGAAGAAGAUCAAUGGAGAACCAAGUUGCUGAAGGAAAUUGCAUAUGAGAUAAGCAAACAUUGCAAGCUGAGAAGUAUGCCAUGCAAAACAACUGCUAUUCAGUCACUGGAAAAUUCAGUCAUAAAAAAUAUAGAUCGGCCAGCUAAAGAAAUAAAUAUUUAUUCUAAAACCAAACUGGAAGCGACAUCUAGCGCUUCAAAAAUCAAAAAUAGGAAUAAAAAUGAUGGUAAUGAAGUUGUUACAACAUUAGUUAAAAAUUUGAAAUCGGGAAAACCAGUACAUUGCUAUCCAUAUCUUGAUGACAGGGAAAUAAUCCAGUUGCUAAAUUUUGGGCAUGUUAAGCAACGUGAUCUGGAAGUAGAAUUAGGUGGUGACUUACUUCGAGCCAUUUCCAUUCGAAGAUUAUAUCUCUCUGAAAUGGCUGAUAUAUCACUCUCUAAUUUACCAUUUCAAACUUACGACUACAAUUAUGUUAUUGACUCAUGCUGUGAAAAUGUAAUUGGUUAUGUACCAAUACCGACGGGUUUCGUUGGACCGUUGUUGAUGAACGGACGAAAAUUCUUUGUACCAAUGUCCACAACAGAAGGUGCUCUGAUUGCAAGCACCAGUCGUGGUUGUCGUGCAAUUUAUGAAUCUGGUGGUGUUGUAGCUCGUGUUUAUAAAGAUGGAAUGACACGUGCACCAGUUGUCCAGUUUACUAAUAUUUUACGAGCAUUGGAGGUCAAGAAUAUAUUAGAUUCCCGCAGUAGCUUCGAGGAAAUCAAAAAAGUCUUCGAUUCGACUAGCAGUUUUGCGAAGUUGCAACAACUUGAAGUGGAUAUCAGUGGUCGGUUAUUGUUUUUAAGAUUUGAAGCUACGACAGGUGAUGCAAUGGGGAUGAACAUGGUUUCAAAAGGUGUGCAUGCAGCGUUAUCAUAUUUGAAAGAAAAGUAUCCAGAUAUGGAAAUGUUGUCCUUGUCUGGUAACUACUGUGUAGAUAAGAAGGCUAGCGCACUAAAUUGGAUUAAAGGACGGGGAAAAUCAGUGAUUGCGGAGGCGAAGAUUCCGAUGACUGUAGUGCAAACCAUACUCAAGACAACUGUUGAUGCUCUAGUGCGAUUAGGACAGGCGAAACUGUUGAUUGGUUCAUCAAUGAGUGGUACCAUUGGUGGUUGGAAUGCGCAUGCAGCUAAUGUUGUUGCGGCGAUAUUUAUUGCUACUGGACAGGACGUCGCUCAGGUCGUAUCUAGCAGUAUGUGUUUGACGUCAAUGGAAAAAACUGAACAUGGUGAUUUGUAUGUUUCGUGCAAUAUGCGUUGUCUUGAAGUAGGGACUGUUGGUGGUGGUACCAUAUUACCAGCUCAGAAAACAUGUUUGAAGAUGCUGGGUUGUGGUUCGCCGACUUCCAUACCAAGUGAAAGUGCAUCACGUCUAGCCGAAAUUAUUUGCUCAACAGUCCUAGCAGGUGAAUUAUCUCUCAUGGCAGCUCAAUGCUCAAAUGACCUUGUGAGAAGUCAUAUAAAGCUCAACAGAUCUUCAAGAUGUUUGCAUACUGCUACCAACUCUGCUGCUGUUCACUUGGGAAAGAUUAUAUGCAAUAAAGAUGAUGAUCAGAGCAAAUUAAGAAUGAUAUGUGCUCUAAGAAAACAUUCCAUAUCGGAAAAAUCAAUCGAGUUUGAAAUGCAGUGCUCGAAUAUUUUGUGA
Thelazia callipaeda (thelaziosis nematode) is the source of this 1764-nucleotide messenger RNA. The record is from the annotation of a GenBank genome assembly. Lineage: Eukaryota; Metazoa; Nematoda; Chromadorea; Rhabditida; Thelaziidae.